UUGUAGCUCCUUUGGGGCAGCAGCCCCAACGACGCGUCUGGGGGAGCCGGCUCUCUCUCGAGGCUCCAGCUGGAGGUGCCGGGUUUUCUUCCACGCCGUGUAUUAGUCGCUAUGGGCCGCUCGGAGCCUUGUGAUCCCCGACUCAGGACUAUUGCGAUCGACGAAACGAAACCCGAGGGCUUGAGCGAUUUUGCCGAGACUCGACCUCGCAGUGAGCCACGCGUAGCAAUUGUGCAACGCAGGAGCAUCCCGGUUGCCUCAAAAACCGUACAAAGCCGCGUCCAACCCUGCCAGCACACCUUCGCCAGCGGACGCCGCGCAUAACCGCACUCGGGUCGACGCGUGGCACCCACUGCGAGGAUCAAUAAUCGGGCCGCACGGCACGGCCGUAGCCGCGCACACUUGAUUCGUGCAUUGCGCUGCUGUGCGUCGCCGAGGCGCCUCAAAACCGCCUGCACGCUGUCGCUGCAUGCAUUGAUGCGCGCGCUCGGCUCUGACCCGGCGGCGGCCAGCCGUAACAUACACCCACUUCACGCCGCCGCCGCGCGUAGCAAUAACACACAAACCCCACAGGCACACGCGUACCCACAAAAGCAGCAGUAAAAAAAAGAUGAUGCGCACCGCGCUCGCCGCGGCGGCGCUCGCGACCGCGGCCGUCGCCCAGGAGGACCUCGGGACGGUCAUCGGGAUUGAUUUGGGCACGACGUACUCGUGCGUCGGCGUCUUCCAGAACGGUAGGGUCGAGAUCAUCGCGAACGACCAGGGUAACCGCAUCACGCCCUCGUACGUCGCGUGGGACGACGCCGGCGAGCGCCUGAUCGGCGACGCCGCCAAGAACCAGGCGACGAUCAACCCCGAGAACACGGUCUUCGACGUCAAGCGAUUGAUCGGCCGCAAGUUCAACGAGAAGUCCGUGCAAGCGGACAAGAAGCUCUUCCCCUUCGCGCUCGUGCCCAAGGACGACAAGCCCUACGUGCAAGUUGUAUUAGAGGGCGGCGAGAAAAAAGUCUUCGCGCCGGAGGAGAUCUCCGCCAUGGUCUUGACCAAGAUGCGGUCCACGGCCGAGGCCUUCCUCGGUUCCGAGGUGAAGCACGCCGUCGUCACGGUGCCGGCGUACUUCAACGACGCGCAGCGCCAAGCCACGAAGGACGCGGGCACGAUCAGCGGCAUGACGGUGCAGCGCAUCAUCAACGAGCCUACCGCCGCCGCCAUCGCCUACGGCAUGGACAAGAAGGAGGGCGAGAAGAACAUCCUCGUCUUUGACCUCGGAGGUGGCACGUUCGACGUGACGCUCCUGACGAUCGACAACGGCGUCUUCGAGGUGCUCGCGACGAACGGCGACACCCAUUUAGGUGGGGAGGACUUCGACCAGCGCAUCAUGCAGUACUUCAUCAAGAUGAUCAAGAAGAAGGACGGCAACGACAUCACCAGCGACAAGCGCGCGGUCCAGAAGCUGCGGAGGGAGGUCGAGCGCGUCAAGCGCGCCCUCUCGAACCAGCACCAGGCGCGCCUCGAGAUCGAGUCGCUCUACGACGGCAACGACUUCUCCGAGACGCUGACGCGCGCGCGCUUCGAGGAGCUCAAUUUGGACCUCUUCAAGAAGACCCUGGGCCCGGUCGGCAAGGUCAUGGAGGACGGCGACCUCGCGAAGACGGAGAUCGACGAACUUGUCUUGGUCGGCGGGUCCACCCGUAUCCCGAAAGUCCAGUCGCUGCUCAAGGACUACUUCGGCGGCAAGGAGCCGAGCCGCGGCAUCAACCCUGAUGAGGCCGUCGCGUACGGUGCCGCCGUGCAGGGCGGCAUCCUUUCCGGAGACGACUCGGCCGAGGUCCAGGAUUUACUUCUCUUGGACGUGACGCCGCUGUCCCAGGGUAUCGAGACCGUCGGCGGCGUCAUGACGAAGCUCAUCAGCCGUAACACGGUCAUCCCCACGAAGAAGUCGCAGACCUUCUCGACGUACCAGGACAACCAGCCGGCUGUGUUGAUUCAGGUCUUCGAGGGCGAGCGCUCGAUGACGAAGGACAACCACUUGUAGAAAUGCGGCGUCCGCGACCCCU
Messenger RNA from Pelagomonas calceolata, 2057 nucleotides. The record is from the annotation of a GenBank genome assembly. Lineage: Eukaryota; Pelagophyceae; Pelagomonadales; Pelagomonadaceae.